This is a messenger RNA of Acanthochromis polyacanthus (spiny chromis), 663 nucleotides long. RefSeq names its product guanine nucleotide binding protein (G protein), gamma 8 (gene gng8). Gene Ontology annotation, cellular component: heterotrimeric G-protein complex. Gene Ontology annotation, biological process: G protein-coupled receptor signaling pathway. The coding region runs from base 259 to 471 and encodes 70 amino acids. The transcript has 3 exons. The record is from RefSeq and is a predicted model, not a curated record. Gene Ontology annotation, molecular function: G-protein beta-subunit binding. Lineage: Eukaryota; Metazoa; Chordata; Actinopteri; Pomacentridae.
ACUCCAGAGAUGAAGGUCACACCACAUGUUGCCUUUAACUGCUGCACAAAGCCCAUCCUGGAGGCAGAACCUCGGCUAAUGAUUUGAAGGAGGGAACCUACUGAAGCCUCCCUCCUCAUCUUUGCCAUCAAUCUCACUUUGUUUGUUGCUGGAAGUUUGUGUGGCGGACCCUGCUGAAGAUAGGUCUGCUUUCCUACGAGGAGUUCAGCGGUUGCUGUCAGUCUUGGUGGCUGGCUGACUUUAGUGGGAAGGGGCAGGAUGUCCAACAACAUGGCCAAGAUUGCAGAUGCUCGAAAGACAGUAGAGCAGUUGAAACUGGAGGUGAACAUAGAGAGGAUGAUGGUAUCCAAAGCAGCUGCUGAUUUAAUGGCCUACUGUGAAGCUCAUGCCAAAGAGGACCCCCUGGUGAUGCCGGUGCCUUCAUCCGAGAACCCAUUUCGAGAGAAGAAAUUAUUCUGUGUGAUACUUUAAACUCAAUGUGAGCACGAUGAACAUUAGAGCUAUUUUAAUGUGGAAUUUCUUAUUGGCUUCAGUUUUUAUUUAUUUGUCUUUUAAAAAAAAAAUAACAUUCAGCUUUAAUUGUAGUAGCUCCCUAGUGUAACUUCACUUGGCAAAUGAUCAUCUUUUAUACAUGAUAAUGAGGACAAUAAAAAUGUAUUGGAA